CUUGUAAAUUGACGAUCACGUGACCCGCGUGACCUGGAGAAUUUCCGCAUGUUUUUGCUGCGUUCCUGAUGAAAGAAAUCCUGUUUAUUUACCUGAAGACAUCAACGAUAGUGGGCUGAGCUAUUAUUAGUAUGACAACAGUACCACAGCAGCUGAAGGACUCGAAGGAGCAACGAGAGGUCAUCUCGGUGUCGGCAGCGCUGAAAGAACAAUAUGAUGCUAUCAAGGCUCUAGGAGGACCAAAAGCAUGGCCUUUCGUGCAGGGCAACCCCCUGGUUGCCUUCAACACCGGUCUUGUAGGUCUGGUGUCCAACUCGUUCUUCCGGCGCAUGCUGAUGGUCCGAAAGGGCCUCGUCCUCUCUAGCCUCCCCAUGGCCGUCAUCCCAGGCAUCACCAUGACCCUCAUCUACCCCAUCUUAAUCAGCAAUCCAAUCCUGGUGGGGGACCUGAAGUGCCCUCUGUGUGCCUCUCUCAGGGCAGGCGCCUUGGGGCUAACCUUGGGUUCUAUCUACCCGUUCCUGCUGGCGAUCCCACUCAACUCAGCCCUGGCCAUCAACUACGCCACCAUCGAGGUCCCUAUGUUUUCCAAGAAGUCCAGUUUCAAUGAGGCUCUCCAGUUCUGGCAGAGGAAGGUGCGUUACUUCAAGGGCCAGUUCAUCAGCAUCGCCAUCUUCCAGAUGUUCUUGUUUGCAUUUGUGGCGGACAGGCAGUUCAGAUUAGCGCACACGGAGCUGGACGUGCAGUUCGUGAAGGAGGAGAGAUGAUGAAAGGUGCCAUGUAGUCGGCAACAGUAUUAUACGACGAUCCACAAAUUCAGAGAAUAUUUUCUUGGUGUGGCACAUGUUUAUAUGGAGCUGCAUGUGUGUGAACUGGUGGAAGGAAUAGCCAGGAGCGCUGAUUCCAAAGACGUUUUCAACCAGUGUCCAAAUUAGUCCAAAUGCACUGUUUACUUUAAAAACUGUCACAUGGAUGAAAUGUUCGCGAAUUUUGUUAGUGGUCCAGUUUGCAAAAUUACAUGUUUUGCCAAAUAAUGUACUCAGAAUUUAAACGACACCAAAUUUUGUGAUUCCUAAUUUUGUUGUUGUUGAUUUUUUGUUGUUGCAGUGAAAUGGCUGCCCUUGGCAUUUUGCAAAAGUUUCUGUUCUCACAGUAAGCUUUUAUUUAUCGCCAAUUUUGUGCAUUGUAGGUUCUCGAAGUUUGCAGUCAGUAGUAAAUUUCAUGCCUACAGUUUCAACCAAUCAGAGGCCUGAUUCUGUGGUACAUGUAUAUCAUAAGCCCU
Molecule: messenger RNA, 1279 nt
Organism: Strongylocentrotus purpuratus (purple sea urchin)
Lineage: Eukaryota; Metazoa; Echinodermata; Echinoidea; Camarodonta; Strongylocentrotidae
Product: transmembrane protein 126A
Exons: 4
Coding region: 132-764 (210 amino acids)
Biological process (GO): mitochondrial respiratory chain complex I assembly
Cellular component (GO): mitochondrion
Source: RefSeq, a predicted model, not a curated record